Gastrolobium bilobum is the source of this 2719-nucleotide messenger RNA. Its product is annotated as probable boron transporter 6. Bases 129 to 2174 code for a protein of 681 amino acids. The transcript is spliced from 13 exons. Lineage: Eukaryota; Viridiplantae; Streptophyta; Magnoliopsida; Fabales; Fabaceae. Gene Ontology annotation, biological process: monoatomic anion transport; monoatomic ion homeostasis; transmembrane transport. Gene Ontology annotation, molecular function: solute:inorganic anion antiporter activity. The record is from RefSeq and is a predicted model, not a curated record. Gene Ontology annotation, cellular component: plasma membrane.
CCUUGAUUUAAUUUCAUAGUGUUUAAGAAAGGAGAAAUGAGUUCCCAAAAUUUCCUUUACUUUCAUAUGGUUUGUAUUAUAUUUUCUUCUGGUACUUUACUCAAAAGCAACUGAAAUUCUCUUUAUAUAUGUCUAAACUCUUUAAUUCAUCAGCUAUGGGACCGUUUAAAGGAAUAAUUCAAGAUGUCAAAGGAAGAGCUGAAUGCUAUAAGCAAGAUUGGGAUAGUGCAAUCCGUUGUGGCGUUAGGAUAUUGGCUCCAACUUUCUACAUAUUCUUCGCUUCUGCUCUCCCUGUCAUUGCUUUUGGAGAGCAACUUAAGGAGGUUACAGGUGGAAGCUUGAGCACAGUGGAAACAUUGGCAUCUACUUCUAUUUGUGGAAUUAUCCACUCAAUAUUUGGUGGCCAGCCUUUGUUAAUUGUAGGAGUUGCGGAACCCACUGUCAUAAUGUACCAUAUUCUGUUCGAUUUCUGCAAAAAAAGGCCUGAACUUGGGGCCAAGCUUUUUCUUCCUUGGGCUGGUUGGGUUUGUGUCUGGACAUCACUCUUGCUAAUACUACUUGCAAUUUUUAACGCGUGCACAGUUAUCAGUAGGUUCACAAGAAUUGCUGAGGAAUUAUUUGGCAUGUUGAUCACUGUCCUUUUUUUUCAACAGGCAAUAGAGGGACUCAUAAGCGAGUUCGGUGUAACCAAGACUGAAAAUCCAUUGUCAGAGGAAUCUCAAUUUCAUUGGCAGUAUACUAAUGGAUUACUUGCAAUCAUUUUCUCUUUUGGGGUGCUUUUCACUGCCAUUAAAAGCAGAAGAGCAAGAUCAUGGCAUUAUGGAACAGGGUGGCUACGAGGUUUCAUUGCAGAUUAUGGGGUCCCAAUGAUGGUAGUGUUUUGGACUGCACUAUCUUAUACUGUACCAGGCAAAGUUCCAUCUGGUGUUCCUAAAAGGCUGCUUUGCCCACUUCCCUGGGAACCUGCGUCUCUCUACCACUGGACAGUAGUGAAGGAUAUGGGGAAGGUACCUUUGGUUUAUAUCUUUGGGGCAUUUAUUCCAGCUGUGAUGAUAGCAGGUUUAUACUUUUUUGAUCACAGUGUAGCUUCAAAGAUGGCUCAACAGAAGGAAUAUAACCUUCAAAAACCAUCUGCCUACCACUAUGAUAUUUUCCUGCUUGGAAUAAUGACUCUGAUUUGCGGUAUUCUUGGCCUUCCUCCAUCAAAUGGAGUCCUUCCUCAGUCUCCCAUGCAUACGAAGAGUUUAGCAGUUCUCAGGAGGCAGUUGAUCCGAAAGAAGGUGGUAAAAAGUGCCAAGGAAUGCAUUAAGCAACAAGGGAGCAACUCUGAAUUAUAUGGAAAGAUGCAAGCUGUGUUUAUAGAAAUGGAUACAGCACCUACUGAUAAAGAGUUGGAGAAUUUGAAGGAGGCUGUAAUGAAAUCUGAUGUAAAAGAUGGUGCAAAGGAAAAUUUUGAUCCAGAUAAACACAUAGAUGCAUAUCUACCUGUCCGGGUUAAUGAGCAAAGAAUGAGCAACUUAUUGCAAUCUCUCCUAGUUGGUCUAUCUCUUUUAGCAGUCCCUGUCAUCAAAAGGAUACCUACCUCAGUUCUAUGGGGAUAUUUUGCUUACAUGGCAAUUGAUAGUCUCCCAGGGAAUCAAUUUUGGGAAAGGAUAUCGCUUCUCUUCAUCACCCCAAGCCGGCUCUACAAAAUUUUGGAAGGUUCUCAUGCCUCAUUCGUGGAGUCAGUACCAUUCAAGACCAUAGCUGCAUUUACACUCAUACAGUUUGUAUAUUUUGUGAUCUGUUACGGAUUGACAUGGAUACCUAUUGGAGGAAUAUUGUUUCCACUACCUUUCUUCCUUCUCAUAACAAUAAGAGAACAUUUGCUUCCAAAGCUAUUCAAGCCUAACCAUCUUCAGGAACUAGAUGCUGCUGGGUACGAGGAAAUUGUUGGUAAUGCACAUGCUACCCAUAAUAUGAGGGAUAAGGAGCCACAUGAUACUGACAGUGAUGACAGAUCAGAAGAUUAUUAUGAUGCAGAGAUAUUGGAUGAGAUGACAACCCACAGGGGAGAAUUGAAACUUAGAACUGUAAGCCAAAAUAGUAGAAGCUUAAGCAACCGCAGCUUCAGCUACAGCUUCAGUGAAGACAGGCAGUUUCAGGUUUACCCUGAAGAAGCUAUGAGGAUAUGAUGAAGUCUAUCUCCAUUGACCUUUUUUUUAGCAUGUACAAAUGGGGUUGAUAUAUGAGUAUUAUCUCCUAUUGAAUGUAAUGCUCUAGAUUCUUGUAAAGUCAAUUAAGAUUGAAGACAAUCUUAUAUACGGAACAAGAAAUUAAGGAUUCAAUCGGGUGAAGAGAAGAAGUGCACUGGUGAAUUAUUCAUUUGAACUUUGAAAUAGGCUUCAGUAUUACCAGAAUGUUGAGUUCAAGGGUCAUUUUCCUUCUUUAGUUGAAUACUAAGUUCAAAAAAAACAAAAACAAAAACCAAAAAAAGAGGGUGGAGGAGAUACUGAUAUGAUAUGAGAAAGAAAAGGGGGAGGAGCAAGGAAAUGAGAAAAUCCAAAAAUACCAUACUUCUCUGGAUUUAUUUUUAUUUUAUUUUUUUAUUCUUUCUAACACUUGCUCUUUGGUUACCAUAGCCAGUUUGUAAGAACAUUUAUUGACCCAAUAUUUAGAUCAAGUAGCAAACCAGCCUGAGUGCUACGCAGCAUUAUUUUGUUGGUGAUAAUCAACAUGG